AUGAAGUCCAUGAUAUUCUUGUUCUUAAUGUCGCUGCUUUUGAUGGCUAACUUGAGUUAUGCCACGAAUAGAAAGAUGUUGGCCAUUGAAGAAAACUCCAACAACAAAUUGUUGGGAGAGAUAGCAAGCAAGGGAAACGUGAAGGUCGCAGCGACAGAAAAUUCGGCAGAUAGCGAUGCCCGAGGAGGAGAAAUAGACCUCCAUCCAGGAUGUUCUAUCAUGUCUGUUUGGGAUUUGCCCAGCUGUGAAGUCUUCAUCUUUGAGGAGGCAAUCCAGAUUAUAGUUGUGUUGGAGGUCAGAGCAAGCACUCGACAACGGUGGGAGCCAGCUAUUGGGGUCAUGGUUUUGAAAAGAACAGUGGGCUACAAUGCUUUUGUAAUGACUACAAUUCUUCACGGGUCAAACCCAAAGGCCUUGAUCCUCUUCUGCCACCAGAGUUGGAGAAAAAAUGAUAGCAAUUUGGAGGAUCACUUCCACGGAAAAAAACAAAAAGGGAAACCGGUUGAUCCAGUAGCUGCUGAUCAACCACCCUACCUGCAUGACUCAGCAAAUUACUUGAUAAACCCGAUACCCGAUUGUCAAUCCAAACUUGACUUUAUAUCCAUUACCCAAAACCAACUCCACUUGGAAUUGAUUAGGGCAAAACGUAAUUCAAUUGCUACUCUGGGCUGCGGGUUUUCUAACACAUAA
Messenger RNA from Dovyalis caffra, 690 nucleotides. NCBI's taxonomy places the organism in Eukaryota, Viridiplantae, Streptophyta, Magnoliopsida, Malpighiales, Salicaceae. The record is from the annotation of a GenBank genome assembly.